CCACAUGGAUGACAGAACAUCAAUUUCAGCUCAACCUUUCAAAGACGGAGCUCCUCGUCAUCCCACCUCGUCCGACCUUAUAUCAGCCUAUCAAUCUUCAGCUUGGAUCCAUGCAACUUGUGCCCAAAAGCUCUGCAUGAAACUUGGGCGUCAUGACUGAUGACUAACUGACCUCCAAGGUUCAUGUGUCCUUAAUUGCCCGAUCGUGUCUAUUCGCCCUGUACAACAUCAGGAAAAUCAGACCCUACCUGACCGAGCAAUGGAUACAACUUCUGGUACAGGCCCUUGUGAUAUUGCACUACUGCAACUCUCUACUUCAACCAGCCCAGGAGAGCACAUGUCACUCCGCUCCUCAUCGUUCUGCACUGGCUCCCGGUCGCAGCCUGUAUCAAAUUCAAAGCCUUGUCUCUUGCCUACAAAAUAGCAAUGGGGACAGCCCCUUCUUAUCUGAACUCCUUUGUUCAGAUUCACAAACCCUCCCGCCCACUACGCUCUUCGACUGAAAGACGUCUGGCUCCUCCGCCGCAGAAGGGCUCUGCGUCUCAAACCAGACUCGUCUCCUCUGUAGUGCCCCGGUGGUGGAAAUGGAAUUUAUCAAUCUUUAAGAAGAGACUGAAGACCCAAGGGUUUACUGAACACCUUCACACUUGAUCUACACAGAUGACAAUGGUAAGUAUCACACAGACCGCUCACACGACCUAAAAGCACUUGCAUCCUAAUGGACUCAAACUGAACCCACAGCACUUACUCUUGCUAUGUUUCUUGACUUCAUCCUUGCUUGUGUUGUGCUAUCUCUCAUUUGUACGUCCCUUUGGAUGAAAGCGUCUGCUAUAUGACAUUGUAGAAUUCCAAAAGUUUUCUCCUCCUACUUCCUGACCCAGGAAGGACUUACUUUAACCAAAAUAUAAUGAACCUCAAUGAUAUGUGUACAUUUUCUGUUUACUAAUUAAGCUAGUGAUGGAGGAUACAUCCGAAAGAAGAAACAUGUUUGACAUCAUCCGGAUAUACUCUAAAUGGUGUGUUUUCUUUGACUGAGAUAAUUGUUCAGGGCCACAGUUUUUCUCACUCAGGUUAUAAGCAAACAUCCAUCCAUCCUCCUUAACCGCUUUUCCGCACUCGGGUCAUGGGGGCUGGAGCUGAUCCCAGCUGACAUUGGGGGUACACCCUGGACAGGUUGAAAUAUUUUGUGUUUUGACAUGUAUAGUCAUUAUCUGUGCUAUGGCUUAUUUUAUGUUUAAGUUUUACAGCUGCUGGAGCCUUGCCAUCUGUUCUACUUCUAUAAGAGCUAUCAUCAUAUAACACUCAUACCAUAUUAUAUUGUUAUGUGGGUUAAUAUUUAAUUUUCCAAGAUGAAUAUUAUUAACUUAGACAUACUUCUGACUGAUGGCAUUUAAAGCUCGACACAUUGAUGAACCACAGUACUUUGAUGAGGAACAACUGCCAUUUUCACCACAAAUAUCAAUAUGAGCAAUUUUGGGCAGAUCCUUAAGGAGAUUGGAGAGUUUGGUUUGUUUCAGAAAUGGUUAUUGGUUGCAUUAUCCAUCCCUGGCAUAUUUGCUGCUUUUGACAUAAUUGGCCAGGUGUUUACAGGCUUGAACUUUCCACAUCACUGUAACACUGACUGGAUCUUGGAGCGUGGGCCAAACCUGACGGAUGAGAGACAGAAAAAUCUCACUCUCCCAGUGAACAAGGAUGGAAGAUUUGAAAGCUGUGAAAUGUUCACACCCGUGGAUUUGGAUCUGGAAACCAUUGAAGCAUAUGGGCUUAACACUACAACUGGUUGUCUAGAUGGAUGGGAGUAUGAGGUACCCAAGGGUGCUUCCAGCAUUGUGACAGAGUUUGAUGUAGUGUGUGACAAGAGUGGUUUGAUUGAGGGAUCCCAGUCCAUUUCAAUGGCAGGUGUUCUGGUUGGAUCCCUUGUGUAUGGUGCCAUUUCUGACAGGUUUGGUCGACGUUUUGCAUUCCUGCUUUCACUCCUGCUCACGCUGUUGUUUGGUGUGGGUUCUGCUUUCUCACCCAACGUCUAUGUUUAUAUGGUUCUCAAAUUUUUCUCUUCGACGUCAGGUGUUGUCAUUCAGAUAAAUGCAUCUGUGAUGGCCAUUGAGUGGACUGGUCCGUCUAAGGCUGCUCUCUGCACAACUGUCAUCUUAACCUUAUUUUCUAUCGGACUGACGUUGUUGCCUGGGAUCGCCUAUUUAAUCCAGAACUGGAGGAUCCUGCAGAUGGUGCUGUUCAGCCCUCUUCUUAUCUUCCUGGGAAUCUCUUACUGUUUUCUUCCAGAGUCACCUCGCUGGCUGCUGACCCAGGGCAGGAAGGAGGAGGCUCAAAAGGAGCUCCAGAGGGCAGCCAGGGUCAAUGGGAGGACGGUCCCAGAACAUCUGCUAGAGGAGCUCAAGAUGGAGGGUACAUCUGAAAGGAGAAACUUGUUGGACAUCUUCCGGAUAUCAUAUCUGAGAAAACGUACUCUGAUAAUGGGCUAUAACUGGUUUGCAACAAGCCUUCUAUACUAUGGACUGGGCCUGAAUGUUGGCAGUUUUGGCCCAAAUAUCUACCUUACGCAGUUCAUCUUUGGUUUGGUUGAAAUCCCUUCAAACCCAACUUCUCUGGCUCUAAUUCAGCACUUUGGAAGGAGAAUAUGUCAAGCAGGCUUCCUGUUCUUUGGAGGUGCUGCUUGCCUUGUGGUCCUUGCCAUCCCAAAUGAUCUUCCUGUGGUGGUAACAGCCAUAGCCGUACUGGGGAAAUUUGCUGCUAAUGCCUCUUUCAGCGUAGCCUACGUCUACACUGCAGAAUUAUACCCGACCAUUUUAAGACACAAUGGUAUUGGUCUCAACUCCACGUGUGCUCGUCUGGCGGGCAUCUUCGCUCCACUGAUCAGGCUGCUGGACGUCUACCACGACUCCAUCCCCAUGCUGAUAUACGGCAUUGUCCCCAUUACUGCUGCAGGAUCCUGUUUAUUACUGCCUGAAACCCUCAAUGUUGAACUUCAGGACCACACUGAGCUUAAAAAUCCAGCAAAUGGAGCCAAGGAGAACCGAUACAAUGUUGAACAAAUUAUUGAAGAGCACACAUUUUAAUUUGUACUGGAAUCACUUUUUCCCUCUUAUUCAUAAUAUAUUUAUCAGGCAUGAAAACUGUGUUGUUUUAAUGAUUGUUUAGAAUGAAAAAUCGAACUAAUUGUCAUAACUAUUAAGUGCCAACCAUAAUCAAAUUAUUUCAGAAAUGUAUAUAUUAACUUAAACAGCUCUGUCCCCUAUGCCAAAUAAAUUAAAGUGUUUUGUUCCCAAAAUACAGACAUUCAGUUAGUUUUUUUUAUGCUCUUUGUGUAAACAUUGUUUUGUUACAAGUGCUUUAUAAAUAAAGUUGAAUUGAUCAGAGCUG
Molecule: messenger RNA, 3378 nt
Organism: Centropristis striata (black sea bass)
Lineage: Eukaryota; Metazoa; Chordata; Actinopteri; Perciformes; Serranidae
Product: solute carrier family 22 member 13-like
Exons: 10
Coding region: 1464-3074 (536 amino acids)
Biological process (GO): transmembrane transport
Cellular component (GO): membrane
Molecular function (GO): transmembrane transporter activity
Source: RefSeq, a predicted model, not a curated record